Molecule: messenger RNA, 3936 nt
Organism: Molossus molossus (Pallas's mastiff bat)
Lineage: Eukaryota; Metazoa; Chordata; Mammalia; Chiroptera; Molossidae
Gene: N4BP1
Product: NEDD4 binding protein 1
Exons: 6
Coding region: 624-3161 (845 amino acids)
Biological process (GO): negative regulation of protein ubiquitination; negative regulation of proteasomal ubiquitin-dependent protein catabolic process
Cellular component (GO): PML body; nucleus
Source: RefSeq, a predicted model, not a curated record
CCAACCUGCUAGGACUAAGAGAACCUGAUGUGCACUUAAGCAAGGCAAACAGGGGCUCAGGAAAUGUUUCUGAAUAGCCAGCCUUAAGGGCUAGAACAGUCCAAAAACAUACUAGACUUAUCCUCUACUUUCUGUGACUAACGGCCUGAGAGUUCAGCCUGGAGAGGAGGCAGGUGAAGGGCAUAAUGAACUGUGAAUAGGGGACCAGACCUGAAACUGUGUCCCCUCUAGACUCAGGGAAUCAUGCCGAUAGAGGACAAGCUCAGUAAGUACUGGACAGUUCUGGAGGGUGUAGCCAGAGAGUUCAGAGCUCAGAAUCUUGGAUACAGAGGAAUUCUGAGGGUGAUUCUGAGAACCACAGUUGGGGAGGGGGUAUUUCAUUGUUCCUGCGUGAAGUAGAACUCUUCCUUUCCACUUAGGUGAAGAGAUGGGCGCGGGAGGCCUCUGGAGAUGCUGCAGUGCUGAGGUGGUCAAGGCCCAACGCGGGGAGUUGGGUGCUGAAGUUAGCUGGUGAGCCAGGAUCCUGUCCCAGAGAUUAACAAACAAAAGCAAAGUGAUUGAAGGAGUAUAUUAAAGGAAUCUGUGAGCCUGAACUAGAAGAAAGAGAAUGCUAUCCCCGGGCCAUGCACUGCAUUUUUGUUGGGGCUCAGAGCCUGUUUCUGAAGAGCUUGAUCCAGGACACCUGCGCCGACCUCUGCGUCCUGGAUAUUGGUCUCCUUGGCAUCCGAGGAAGCGCGGAAGCCGUGGUCAUGGCCAGGAGUCACAUUCAGCAGUUUGUGAAGCUCUUUGAGAGUCAUGAGAACCUGCCCAGCAGCCAGAAGGAGUCCGAGGUGAAAAGGGAAUUCAAACAAUUUGUUGAAGCUCGUGCAGACAAUUAUACAAUGGACUUGUUGCUUUUGCCCACUUCCUUGAAAAAAGAACUCUUGACGCUCACACUAGGUGAAGAGACUCUGUUUGGAACGGGCGAUGGUGACGGCACUGAAAUCAGAGCUUCGAAGCAGACGGAGUUCCCACAGGGUGCUGCCACAGGACAGAAUGUCUCCGCAGACGAGGUGGCUCUGCAGGAAGACGCGAGAAAUAAAGCUGGGACCCCUGUUUCCGAGCUUACGAAGCAAAUGGACACAGUGUUUUCCAGUUCACAAGAUGUUUUCUUUGUUCCUGUAAACGGCCUAACCGCUGAGGAAGAGGCGCUUUGCAAAGGCAGAGCUUGUCACAAAAGGAGGUUUUCCGACUCUGAAGAAAGGCAUACGAAGAAGCAGUUUUCUCUGGAAAACGUUGACGAGGGGGAGCUUGUACCCGAUGGUAAGACGUCAGCUGGAGGUGUCAUCACUGACCUGUCUGACUCGUCCAGUGAUCCUGACGUCUUAAGUCCAGAUGUGAAAGACACCACUGAGGAAAUGGAACACAGUAUCCUGGUGAACUUUUUUAAAACCAUGGGCUACUCCCAGGAAAUUGUUGAAAAAGUCAUUAGGGAGUAUGGGCCAUCUACUGAACCAUUAUUGCUCUUAGAGGAAAUUGAAAAGGAAAAUAAAAGAUUCCAGGAAGACAGAGAAUUUUCAACUGGCACUGUGUAUCUGGAGACCAACAAAACCAAAAAUAAAGAUGUUUGUAGCAGCAUAAAUGAGCUUACAAUGGAUUCUACUCCAAAGAAAACACAAACUCACACACAGCAAAAUAUGGUUAAAAAAUUUUCUCAGUCACCAUUCAAAGUAGAAUCAAAACCAUGUACCUCAAAUUGCAAAAUUAAUGCUUUCAAAACAGUGCCAGUAGAACAGAAACAAGAACCCUGGAGUUCACAUCAGAACUACACUGGGAACGUGGACCUUGAAACCGAUGGCCUUGCACUCUCUGUUGCCCCUUCAAAUCCCAAAGAAGUGAAUUUUGUUUCGAGAGGAGCUUCAAGUCACCAGCCCAGAAUUCCAAGUUUCCCCGAAAAUGGUCUGCAGCAGCACGGGGAACCCUUGCUUCCGCAUCAUCUCAAGUCUGCCUGCGACGCGCAUCCUGGGUGCUGUGGCUCUCCUCAGUCUAAGCCCAGCUGCCAGCCCCUUUCUGCGGCGGCGCUGCUGCCCCAGCUGGCGCUUGCUGCUGCGGACGCGAGGCUGGCAGGGCUUUCUGAUCACAUCGACUCCUCGGUUACGGGGGUUCAAAGGUUCCGAGAUACUCUGAAAGUGCCCUACAAGCUGGAAUUGAAAAACGAGCCAGGGAGGACGGAUCUGAAGCACAUCGUUAUAGACGGGAGCAAUGUUGCAAUUACCCACGGUCUGAAAAAGUUCUUUUCUUGUCGUGGAAUCGCGAUUGCAGUCGAGUAUUUCUGGAAGCUUGGGAACAGAAACAUCACUGUGUUUGUCCCACAGUGGAGGACAAGGCGCGACCCCAAUGUCACAGAACAGCACUUCCUAACCCAGCUCCAGGAGCUCGGCAUAUUAUCGCUGACUCCCGCACGGAUGGUCUUCGGAGAAAGAAUUGCUUCUCAUGACGACAGGUUUCUGCUACACUUAGCGGACAAAACUGGUGGCAUAAUUGUAACAAAUGAUAACUUCAGAGAAUUUGUGACUGAGUCCAUCUCUUGGAGAGAAAUUAUUACAAAAAGGUUGCUCCAGUACACCUUCGUGGGGGACAUAUUCAUGGUUCCCGACGACCCUCUGGGCAGAAGCGGGCCUCGGUUAGAAGAAUUUCUCCGGAAGGAAGUCUUCCCGAGGUAUUUUCUUCAGACUGUCGUGUGUCAACUCGUUUCUCUCCCUUCCCUGUGCUAUGCAAGCAUGUCCCUGGACACGGACGCUGGCCUUUCGUUCCGUUUCCUGAUAGUCUUAGAGUCAGUGCUCGCGUCGUGUGUGCAAGCUGGUCAGGCAAAGCACCCCAGAGACCAGAUCCAUCCUCGUCUGGGUUUUUUGGCUUGGAUCCUUUGGAUGCUAACCCUAGGGGAGGAUGAGGAGCCAGACCUCCUGUGGAUCCAAAAAGACAGCAGGUUUUGCUGGUGGUCACUCACUAACAGAUGCCACUUUGACUCAGUAUGUGUGCCUGAGGGUCUUCACAUCCCUUUCUGGUCACCUGCUGUUACUGCUGUGUUCCUUCAUUCACUGCUCAGGGACCACUGCGUGGUGAGCUGUCACCUUCUGCUCCACGGAGGGAGAGCGGGCGUUCCCCACGUCCGACGGGCUUGACACCCAGGUUUUGUUUGUUGUAGUGUGGGUUUGCUCUAGGGGGCAGGGUCAUUGUUAGCUGCAGUACCCCAUGUGCCUGGCUGGCAGGUCCUGUGAUCCAGUAACAGGUCUCACUUCAAACUAAAACAGGCUGCACUUGUGUGUGUUUCCCAGCAGAUGUCUACACAAGGAAGGCUUUUCUGUGAAUCGUGUCCGUUUACAGGGAGAUCCUUUGGGGCUUCUAGACUUGGAUGUGGUUUGGGGGGUGGCUUCACACACAGGUAUCUUCUGCAGAGGAGACCAGGUGACUUCCUGCCCUGGUCUUGUGAAUCCUUUCUCUUUUGAGCCUUUGGGUUUUAUUACAAAGGAUGAGGACUUGGUACCCGAAGGCCCUGUUUCUUUGCCCCGAGAGAUUGGAGCAUUGUCAGCACCUGCUGAACAUCACACGUCUCGUCUCUUUCCAGCAUCUUACCUUGAAAUCCGCUGCCAGGCUCACGUCCCGAGGCCUGUGUGCAAGUCCAUGGGUCAGACUUAAUGGAAAGAGAGCUCUCUGCUCCCCCCACAACCAGAGCGGCCUGGCAGCAGGGCAGUCUGCUCACCUAAUGGCUCUUGACAGAGGUGCCAACUAAUGGCCGAGGAAGUGAAACACACCCUGUGCAUAUGAGCUGUGGAUGCCACUUUCUCUUCCAGACUUUGGGGACAGAGGGCUGCCCGUCUGCCCACAGGGCUCCCUUUUCUGAGACCUGACAACCAGGACCCCACACAGGGUCAGAAUCUCAGAAGAGUGGGGCCCCGU